GAGGAGGCUGUGACGAAGAAGAAGAUGUUCCAGGACCCCCAGGCAGAAAAUGAGCUGAGGUUGGAGAGCAGGGAGAACACAUACCCCCUGCAGAACCUCGUGGAGGAGGCUGUUCUCAGUGUCUCCACAGCACAGGAAUCCAACGAGGAGGAAAAGUCCGAGAGUUUCCACACGAGGAGGGGCAGCAUGCCAAACCCAGGGUUCUCUGAGGGGGAAAGACCCACCCUGUGCCAGGAAGGCACCCCGAGCUUCAGCUGGGACUUGGAGCUGGGAGUCCUUGACGAGCUUCACAGCAGGGAGAAACCCUACAAGUGCUUGGAGUGUGGGAAGAGCUUCGGGUGGUGCACCACCCUGAUCCGCCACCUGCUGAUCCACACUGGAGAGAGACCCUAUGAGUGUGGGGAAUGUGGGAAGAACUUCAGCUCAAGCUCCCACCUGAUCCGCCAUCAGCGCAUCCACACUGGAGAAAGGCCCUAUGAGUGUUCUGAGUGUGGGAAGAGGUUUCAGAGCAGCUCCAAUCUCCUCCUGCACCAGCAGAUUCACACGGAUGAGAGGCCCUUCCGCUGCUCCGACUGUGGGAAGGGCUUCAAGCAAAACUCCCACCUCAUCAUCCACCAGCGCAUCCACACUGGGGAGAGGCCCUACGAGUGUCCUGAGUGUGGGAGGAGUUUUCAGACCAGCUCAGUUCUCCUCAGGCACCAGCAGAGUCACAGGGAUGAGAGGCCCUUCCGCUGCCCUGAAUGCGGGAAGGGCUUCAAGUACAACUUUCACCUCAUCAGGCACUGGUGCAUCCACACUGGGGAGAGGCCCUACAAGUGUCUCCAGUGUGGGAAG
Malurus melanocephalus (red-backed fairy wren) is the source of this 834-nucleotide messenger RNA. RefSeq names its product gastrula zinc finger protein XlCGF49.1-like. The record is from RefSeq and is a predicted model, not a curated record. Gene Ontology annotation, biological process: regulation of transcription by RNA polymerase II. The annotation marks the transcript as partial. Gene Ontology annotation, molecular function: DNA-binding transcription factor activity; RNA polymerase II cis-regulatory region sequence-specific DNA binding. NCBI's taxonomy places the organism in Eukaryota, Metazoa, Chordata, Aves, Passeriformes, Maluridae. The transcript has 3 exons.